GUUACGAUUCGGUGAACUGUCAGAAUUUGGCGCGCGUUUCGGUUCUCGUUCUUUUUCUUUCAUUGGUGUCGUGUCAGUGCAAUGGACAUUAUUUUAUAUCACACGUUUUUAAUUAUAAAAUAAUUGUUCUAUUAUAAUAAUUAUGGAAGAAAGUGCUUAUUAAGUGAUAAAAAGUGUAUUUUGCUCAAUUUAAUUAAGUACAAAAUAAGUUCAGAAUGUUAACAAUAUUCCGUAAAAUAUAAUCACUUACAAUAAGGACCCACAUACUUAUGAAUAUUUUUAAACCUAAAGUACGAGUUGAAAAGACAAACAAACCAACUUAAUUCGAAAUAAAAACCGUUAAAAAUGAGCUACAACAGAAUGUACGACAGCUACAACAACAAUAACUACAAAGAUUACGAAUUUCAAAAGGACGAAAAAGAACUUUUAAACGAUCAGUGUUGCCAAGUGAAAAAUGAGCACAAAAACGGGGAAAUUAUGGAAGAUAAGGAUGAUGGGCAUGUCCAACACGUUUUAGGGCCCAGCAGAAGAUGUUUGGCCUGGGCUUGCAAAGCUUGCAAGAGAAAAACGGCGGCAGUCGACCGACGGAAAGCUGCAACACUGAGAGAGCGACGGCGGCUACGAAAAGUAAACGCAGCAUUUGAAGAGCUGCGCAUCAGAGCGCGAGCUGGUAGCGGGAGACUGCCGAAACUGGAGAUAUUACGAGCUGCAAUACAGCAUAUAGAGAGACUGCAAGCUGCACUGAGAGCUGCGGCCGUGUUGGAGUCUGAAAGCUGCAAGAGUUACAUGGAGUCGCCUGUGACGUCACAGCGCACUUACGAAACAAGAGAUAUGAAGACAGAAAAAGAAAAACCUUUCCUAAGCAAUGACACAAGUUCCUGUGGUGUAAACAGUCUAGCUAGAUUACGAUGUAUCGUGCAAGCUCUUUCUAGUAAUAGUAAAGACACGCCGUGACCUAAUUUAUAAUUAUAAAGGUUUAUUAGGUAGGUAAUAAAGUCAAAAUAAACUAGUAAAAGUUAACUGAUAAAAAGACGACAUUGCCUUAAUCGAAUGAAGCGCCACCUACUGAGCGCAAAUAUCGAUGGAAGCUAUCUAGCAAACUAUUCUGUAUGUACAAAAAUGUUUCAUCAAUGUUGGUCGAGCCAUUUAGGAGGAAUAUUAUAUUAAAAUACCUACCCAAGUUUUUUUUUAAUUUUAAAUUCCGACUGGAUAGGAUCUCGACAAAAAUACUGUUCUCUCAUGACGUCAUAUUUUUGUAGUGCAAUAUCGAUAAAACUAUUUAUAACAAAGUCUUGUUAGUGACACUGUUUACAGCUCUAAGACGGCUGGUCAGAAAUUCAUCAUCUUUGAUUUGUUACAUUUCGUCUCCGCCCUAAAUAGCAGGAGACCUAUUAAAAUAUCAAACGUCACACACAUAUAAAAGAAAAAAGUAUUCACCAAAAGUGAACAGGUAGCUACACUUUAAAAUUUAAUGACGUAAAAAAAAAAGAUUUUGACUGUUGACUUCAGUUAAACGCAUUUUUAAGAGACAAAUUAUUACAUCUAAAAAUAUAUAGAUUAUUAUAAUAUUUCAGAGACAGGGCUUCAAAUAUAGCAACCAAUUUGAAAAAUGACACUCAGUUUAAUAAUAAUAUGCAGUGGUACUUCUGUAUCCAAAAAAGAAAAGAUCAAGAAAAUCUGUCCAGGCGUUUUCGAGUUAGGUAACAACCAAAUAUUUAUAUAUAAAUUGUGCAAAGAGUAGUUAUGUUUUUAUACCAAUACUAGCGAGCCCGACAGACGUUGUCCUGCACAUUAUUACGAUAUUUCAAGAUCUUAAGAUUUAAAUUACCUAGACAUCGACAGCAGUGCCAUCUGCCGGGCUGAUUUGUGAAUCUAAACCAUCCAGGGCGCCACUCAAA
Molecule: messenger RNA, 1898 nt
Organism: Spodoptera litura
Lineage: Eukaryota; Metazoa; Arthropoda; Insecta; Lepidoptera; Noctuidae
Gene: nau
Product: myogenic-determination protein nautilus
Biological process (GO): muscle organ development; regulation of transcription by RNA polymerase II; positive regulation of myoblast differentiation
Molecular function (GO): protein dimerization activity; DNA-binding transcription factor activity, RNA polymerase II-specific; RNA polymerase II cis-regulatory region sequence-specific DNA binding
Source: RefSeq, a predicted model, not a curated record